Messenger RNA from Trichogramma pretiosum, 1129 nucleotides. Its product is annotated as factor VIII intron 22 protein-like. NCBI's taxonomy places the organism in Eukaryota, Metazoa, Arthropoda, Insecta, Hymenoptera, Trichogrammatidae. The coding region runs from base 95 to 1027 and encodes 310 amino acids. The transcript has 5 exons. Gene Ontology annotation, cellular component: early endosome. Gene Ontology annotation, molecular function: protein binding. The record is from RefSeq and is a predicted model, not a curated record. Gene Ontology annotation, biological process: vesicle cytoskeletal trafficking.
GACCCUUGUGUGUUCGAUUGUCACUUGAAACACAUUGAAACCAUCUAUUUUCUAGUUGUUAUUAUUUUUUUAACUCUGUGUUUAUUGUCGAAAAAUGUCACUGCCAGAACAACUCAGUAUUAAAGGUUCGGAUGGACACGAUGUUCUCAUAAAUUAUCAAAUAAUCUCGAAUAAGCUCAAAAAACGAUUUUUGCGUAAACCAAAUGUCGCAGAAGCAUCUGAACAGUUUGAGGCUUUGGCAAUCAGUUGUGAACAAAAGGAUCUACAUCACUACGCUGGUUGCUGUUGGCUUGCAGCGGCUAGAUGUCAAGGCACUAUUGGAAAUUCCAUAACAGAAAUAAACCUUUUAAUCAGAGCUGGUCGUCAGUUUUUGUUAUCCAACAAAAAGAGCAACAAUAUAGGGUGCCUUUCAAUAAGCCAAGAAGAUCAUCAAGCAGCAAUAAAUACUUUUAAUCAUACUCUGACAAGAUGUGAAACCAAAGAACAUUUUGGAGUCAUGGCGGCUGGGCUGGCCAUAGAAUUAGCUACUGCGUUAGGAGCUAAUACUGAAGGAAUUGAAUAUCUCUAUAAAUCUGUCCAUGCCCAUUCAACAGUUAAAGCUAUCAACAUGUUGGUUUCAUAUUAUGUUAAGCAAGGAAAUUAUGUAUCCGCAUUACAUGUCUUAAAUGAAUUGGUAGAAAUGAUUGAAAAUCAUACUGGCUCAAAGUGUACAGGAUACUACAGAGAUAUCUUACACGACUGUGAAAUAAACAAAGUAUUGUUACUGUUAAUUCUCAGACCCUCUCCUCAAAGACUCGCACCCUCGCUAGCUCAAGUCUUGGAAAAGUAUGCUUGGGCUGAAGAUAAUACUCCCACUGUAUCGACUAUGCAGGAAGAUAAAAUGAUACUGUUACAAUCGCUCGUCUUGGCUUGUCAAUCAAGAAAUUAUGAAUCUCUAUUGGAACUGGAAAAUGAAUUAUGGUCAUUUUUUAAUACCGAACAGAAGGAACUGUUACAAAAGCUGAUCAGAACCUACAGAAAGGACUGAUACUUUGGGAUCGAUCAGACUAUUAAUGUUUGUAAAUAAAUUAGAAUGUAUAAAACUGUUGAAAAUGAAAACUUUUAUAUGAAUACGUUAAAGUAUACGAGA